Molecule: messenger RNA, 6610 nt
Organism: Epinephelus fuscoguttatus (brown-marbled grouper)
Lineage: Eukaryota; Metazoa; Chordata; Actinopteri; Perciformes; Serranidae
Gene: klhl24a
Product: kelch-like family member 24a
Exons: 8
Coding region: 311-2113 (600 amino acids)
Molecular function (GO): protein binding
Source: RefSeq, a predicted model, not a curated record
AAGUAUAUAUGGGUCCAGUGUUUACUGUUAGCUAGUUAGAGCUCUUUGUUUUGUCAUCACUUCAAAGUCAAAAUGUCGCGGCUGUGUAACAGCUUACGCUGUUUGCCAUAACUUAUCCGAGGGGCAGAUAUUAUAACAGAUACUGAUAAACGGUUUCAGGAUACAGAUUUAUUUGCCUCCAUACUUUUUUUUUUUAUUUUUUUCAAUAUUUUGUUUUGUCCACUUGUAACUGGAGAGGAAGCUUCAUCUGGAAACGUCGGUGUGAGGUCAUCCUAAAGUUUCGAGAAGGUCUAAGUUGAAGGUGGCAGCCAUGGUGUUGAUUCUGGGCAGAAGGAUGAACAGAGAGGACUCUGGGAUCAGAGACUCACCAGCUGUCAAACGCAAGGUUUUUGAGGUUGACUCCAAAACUUUAGCCAGCCAGGAAGUCUUGGACUUCUGUUCUGGCUCAUCCCACUCAGAGGGCAUCCUGCAGGUAUUCAAUGAGUUUCGCGACUGCCGCCUGUUUACUGAUGUUGUCAUCAGCGUGCAGGGCCGCGAGUUCCCCUGCCAUCGCGCUGUGCUUUCUGCCUGCUCCUCCUACUUCAGAGCCAUGUUCUGCAAUGAUCACCGCGAGAGCCGCGAGAUGCUGGUCGAGAUCAACGGCAUCCUGGCUGAGGCGAUGGACUCCUUCCUCACCUAUGUUUACACCGGCCGUGCCAAAAUUACCACAGAGAAUGUCCAGUUCCUCUUUGAGACCUCCAGCCUUUUCCAGAUCUACACACUGCGUGAUGCCUGUGCCAAGUUCCUGGAGGACCAGCUGGACCCUUGCAACUGCCUGGGCAUCCAGCGCUUUGCAGAUGCCCAUAGCCUGAAGCAGUUAGCCAGCCGCUGCCGCAGUUACGCCCUGGCCAACUUCUCAGAAGUGGCUCAGCAUGAGGAGUUCCUCGACCUACGCAUAGAAGAGCUGGAGGAGUACACUGGCAGCGAUGAGCUGUCUGUUGGUAAGGAGGAGGUGGUGUUUGAGGCAGUGAUGAGAUGGGUGUACCAUAGUGUGGAGCACAGAAGGCCCAUGCUGAAGGACCUGCUGCACCAUGUGCGCCUGCCCCUUCUGCACCCCAACUACUUUGUCCAGACAGUGGAGGGAGACCAGCUCAUCCAGAAUGCUCCAGAGUGCUAUCAGCUCCUCCACGAGGCCAGACGCUACCACGUACUCGGAAAUGAAAUGAUGUCACCCAGAACUCGUCCUCGCAGGUCGACUGGCUACUCUGAGGUGAUUGUGGUGGUGGGGGGAUGUGAGAGAGUGGGGGGCUUCAACCUGCCCUAUACUGAAUGCUAUGAUCCAGUCACAGGAGAGUGGAAAUCACUGGCCAAACUACCUGAGUUCACCAAGUCAGAGUAUGCUGUCUGCGCCCUCCGCAACGACAUUCUGGUGUCAGGUGGCCGCAUCAACAGCAGGGACGUGUGGAUGUAUAACUCCCAGCUCAACCUGUGGAUCAGAGUGGCUUCUCUCAACAAGGGCCGCUGGAGACACAAGAUGGGCGUCCUACUGGGCAAGGUCUAUGCUGUAGGUGGCUAUGAUGGGCAGAGCCGCCUGAGCAGUGUUGAGUGUUAUGACUCCUUCUCCAACCGCUGGACAGAGGUGGCUCCGAUGAAAGAGGCCGUCAGCUCUCCAGCUGUGGCCAGCUGUGCUGGCAAGCUCUUUGUCAUUGGAGGAGGACCUGAUGAUGACACUUGUUCCGAUAAGGUUCAGUGCUAUGAUCCUGAGACAGACUCUUGGUUGCUGCGGGCAAACAUCCCCAUCGCCAAGCGCUGCAUCACGGCAGUGUCCCUCAACAACCUGAUCUAUGUGUGCGGUGGUCUCACCAAGUCCAUAUUCUGCUACGACCCCGCAGAGGACUACUGGAUACAUGUGGUUCACACCUUUAACAAACAGGAGAGCUGCGGCAUGUCAGUGUGCAACGGGAAGAUCUUCAUCCUCGGCGGCAGAGGGGAGAAUGGUGAAGCGACAGACACCAUCCUGUGUUACGACCCAGCAACAGGCAUCAUCACAGGUGUGGCGGCCAUGCCGCGGCCGAUCUCCUACCACGGCUGCGUCACCAUCCACCGCUACAAUGACAAGUACCACAGGCCCUGACCCUAAACAAGCACCCAGACGCACACACUAAAGAACUUAAACUCUUUGAACUUAAGUUUUUCAAGUUCACCUGAUGCACAGCACAAAACACAAUCACACACUUCUUUAUCCACAGUGCCUUUUGAGCUAAUUUAUUUUCUCACAGCAUCAUGUAGCAGAACUCAUUGUGGUGCUGUGAACCUUUUGCUGUUGUCUACUAUAGUUAAAACCCUUCUGUGGAAACGCUCAGUGGUUUAUGAUGCUGAUGACUUGUCUGUAACUUGAGCUAAAGUGGAGUCAGAUCGACAUGGCAGAUGUGCCUCACAUUAGUAGUAACUGCACAAGGUUGGGAAGAAUUAAAGGAAACUGAUUAUGAUAGAGGAUUACUUGGAUUGUAAAAGUAGAUUCAUUCUUAACCUUAAGAUAACGAAUCUGUGGUGACUUAUUCUAAAAUCAAAGUUCAAUUUCUUAUAUUUUCACAUAGCUUUCAAUCAUAUCCUAUCAUGUGACCUAAACACAAUACUUACCUUUAAAAGAGACUGUUAGGCAACCAACAAUAAAAUAGAACCAGUAAAACAGGCUGUGUGUGCACCAACUUCAACGAACACAAGAUCUUAAUCACUCACUGGCAUAUUUCAUUUCAAAGGAUAUGAUGCCAUUUUAAAUAGCUGAGAAGCCUGGCUUUUUAAGAUCGUUAGUGUGUUUUUCAACAAAAAAAAAAGUAAUUCCAGUUUGCUUUAGUGCCAAUUUAAGAGUUUUAAGCACAUUUUGAUGAUCACCAGGAUGUCAUGAAUCACAGUUAUUUCGGCCAGGGUAAUCGUGACAUGAAAUUUUCACAUCGUCCCCUGCCUGGACAUGUUGACACCUGAGCAAGUUUAAGUUUACUGAUUAAAGAAAACUCAAUUAAAAGCUUGGAUUAAUUAACAUAUUUUUCAAAGAAAUUUUACCACUUAAGUUUCUAAAUAACAGAGUAAACUGUCUGCCUACCUAACUGCGUGUUAAAGGGCUAAAACUCCAAACACUAACAUUGAGUUUCCAGAAUUGACUUUAUUACAGUACUGAUUACAAGCAGGUAAUCAGUUGGACAGUCUGCCUCCCAACACUGUGCUUUUAUUACUGUGCAAAGUCACCUCACCCUCAGAUCUAGGUUGCUGAUGAGCUGAAAUAAACUCAGAUAGUGCUGAUGAACAAAAACAACGCCUUGAGGCAAAAAUUGAAAAACAGCCUUAUAAAAAUGGCCAAAAUGAUCUGCCCACAGAGGAAUAUGAAUUUAUUUCUGAUUGACAGAUGAGCAGCCAGGUUAGAUUUUGAACCUUGUACCCACUGCACUCCACAUGGAUAUGUACAUACAGUAGCACAGCAGCACAAUGCAGGUAAAGAACAUUAAAAGUACUGUCCUUUGCUUUUUAUCUCGUUUCCUUGAUACUAAAAAUGACCUGAUGAAAAUGUGGUGAACAGUCAGCCAGCUGCUCUCCUGCAGUAUCAGUGGUCAUAAGUACAAGUCAGUGUCACCCGUUGACCCAGAGCGGAGUUAGGAGAAGAGAUAAACAGCAGAGGCUGUACCAAAACAUUGGAACAUAGCCACUGUUAGCUUUGCCCUCUUUAUUUCCUCUUUUUUCUCAAACCCUCCACUUAUCACCCAGUUCCACUUCCUCUGUGCAUUUCCCUUUUGCAUCCUCCAGCUGUGUCAUCACCUCACAUUUUGAUAUCUCCUGUUAAGCUUUAUUUUUGCUCCAUUUUGAUAAUUAUUACACUCAUUACUGACGUUUUAUUUUUUAUUUUUUUUAAGUUAUACUUGUUUGUCUUUUUUUAUAAUUGGAUGUUUACUGUAUUAUAAGUAGCUUUAGUGUGUCUGUUUCAUAUCAAUGUUAGUUCAUUGGUGUACUGGGCUUGUGGGUGGUUUUGUAGAUGUGAGAAGCCUUUGUAGAUCAAACUCGAAGACUGCUCUGAAUAAGUGGUGUGCAUGUUUGGUGUGUAUGUACAGUUUGUGACUUUUACGACUUGGUGUGGAUGCGUCGGAGCCAAGGAGGUUUCUCGGAGUACUAUAGUGUAAGCAUCGCACGAAUGCUAGCUUGUGUUCACAGAGGGUUUCACACUGAUGAUGGCACCUCUCACCUGUGCACUUACAUGUAAAGAUGUAACUCGGGGUAACCAUAGAUACCUCCAGGUGUGUAUGUGUGUAUGUGUGUUUACUGGUCUGCUAUGGUAGUGUGUGUAGCAGUGCUACACCUCUCAUGGGGGGGUUAAAGGGACAGUUCACAUCAAAAUUAAAAAUACAUAUUCUUCCUCUUACCUGUAGUGCUGUCUAUCAGUCUAGAUUGUUUUAGUGUGAGUUGCUGAGUGUUGGAGAUAUCGGCCGCAGAGAUGUCUGCCUUCUCUUGAAUAUAAUGGAACUAGAUGGCACUCGGCUUGUGGUGCUCAAAGCGCCAAAUGUCUCUUUCCAGAAACUAUGACCCAGCUACUCAAGAUAACCCACAGACCUUGCUGUGAGCAGUUUCAUGUAGAUUCAUCAGUUAGGACUUAGGGUGUUAAAAUCCCUGGAGUUUCAGUACGGUUUGUGCCAGAGCAUAGGUAUUUCUGCCAUGACAACCCGACACAUCAUCAGUUGUGCACCUCCACAUCAUCAUUUCGGCCUUUAUCACAAGACACCCUCCACUGAGGCAGGCCCACCACAGGCAGAUCCGGCCUGGGUAUGUGUCAGAAAGUUUGCUCCUCCGUGGUCACCUAGGGGCCCAGACGAGAUCCUUUCUCCUCAGCCAUAGCCAGUGUCUGGACCUCUCAACUGUAUGGGCCAGAUCCUUGACCACUUUCCUCUGGACCUGCCCAUUAAUCCCGAUUUCCUUGAGGAGCCUAGCGGUGGAUCUAGCGUCGAAGCCUGUGCAGCCCACCUCAAUCGAUUGCACCACAGCUUUCCAGCCUCUAGUGGCCGCUUCAGUUACGAGGCUUUCUACGCCAUCUAGUUCCAUUACAUUUAAGAGAAGGCAGACAUCUCUGCAGCCGAUAUCGCAAACACUCAACAACUCACACCAAAACAAUCUAGAUUGAUAAAUAGCACUACAGGUAAGAGAAAAAAUAUGUAUUUUUGAUUUGAGGGUGAACUGUCACUUUAAGAGUUCUGAUUGACAAGAUUUUGAAUGAUGUGGCUCAUGGUCAGUAAAAGUCACCUUUUACUACGGUAGGCGUUGAUAGACUAGAGAUAUUGCUGUGAAUAUAACUUGUUUAACGUGUAUUUAAAUGUAUCUUUUUUUGGUUGCAUAUUGUGUUUUUCUCUAACUGAGAGCCCCAAUUGUGCACUUUGACAGAAUCCUGUUAAAUGUAGAAUUAUAUGACAAUGAUUUCCUUUUUUUUUUUCUUUACUGUAUCAGUAAAUGUUCUUUGCUUUCAUGUGACGUAUGGAAGAGACAGUAAAUGGGCCUGUAAUCUCCUCCUGUUGGCCGCUACCUGCUAUGGCUCUGAUUUUCUUUUGAAAACAACAAAAACUGCUACAAGAGAACAGUGACGAGAGUUUCAGCUCCCUAUUUUAGGUUGACAAGUUAGGGAUCAGUGAGAUUGUGUGUUUGUCACCGUCUAACAAUGUGUGCCUUUAUAAUACACAGCAUAAGAAGAGCACAGAUUGAGCUUCUGUCUGUCAGUCACAAUGCCAAAAACAGGUGGAGGUAUUUCGGCUUAAACCAUCCUCCAGGUGUUUUCUUAGAAGGAUUAGUCCAGUGUCAGGUCUCAAACAGAAGUACAGGCUGAAAAGGAAAACAUCCUCAGGCCCACCAACACUCCGUAACAUAAGUAACAUACUUAGGGUAACUCAGGAGGCCAACAAGAGGAGGCUCAGGGGCAAGAAUGUUGGAAAGCACACAAGUUAGAGGGCGUUAGAUAAAUAGUGCGAGAGAGAGAAUUUGAGUGUGUGUGCGUCUGUGAUUUCACUGAGUAUUUACUUUAAACAUUGUCUUGUUAUGUUGAUGUAUUGAUUUUCAUUAUCAGCUAUGUAGUGGCCUUCAUACAUGGUUUGCUUUGAUAAGAUUAUUCAUUGUGUUUGUUGGAUGAUUUCAUUUUCUUCUGAGUGUUGUGGUGAGUUGUGGGACCGUUUGUUGCCGAGAUAUUGUGAUUCCCACGUGCAAAUGGCAUGCGUGAGAGCCUAACGUUAACAGUUGAUUGGUGGAUUUUGAUAUGAAUGCAGAUUUAAACCAAAAUGGAUGAGAUUCAAUCCCAAAAGACCUUGAUCUAAAAUGCCAGUGGGUAAAAUGCGCUUGAAUGCAAGCUGGGGGCUUUAAGGUGUUAACUGCAGAAUGCUGCCCUUUGUGCCUUUUAAUAAAAGAAUGAUGAGUGGGAAUUAAAGUGUAUGAUUUUGAUAUAAACUUUUCUUAUUGUAUGUAUGAUGUGAUAUUUUUAACACCACUUUCUCCUCAGAUGCUUUGUGUCUAAUGGCGAGAAAGCUUUGGAUUUUUGUAAACUGCAGUAUGUUGAAAUGUAACGGUUGACUUGUGUAAGAGAAACAUCAAUAAAGUUUUUCUUUCUUUACCAGCA